Molecule: messenger RNA, 860 nt
Organism: Calliphora vicina (urban bluebottle blowfly)
Lineage: Eukaryota; Metazoa; Arthropoda; Insecta; Diptera; Calliphoridae
Gene: dod
Product: dodo
Exons: 2
Coding region: 126-614 (162 amino acids)
Cellular component (GO): nucleus; cytosol
Molecular function (GO): protein binding; peptidyl-prolyl cis-trans isomerase activity
Source: RefSeq, a predicted model, not a curated record
UACACCGGUUGUUUGUGCAUGCGUGCGGUAUAUAUCACAGAAAAUAUAUAUCUUUUGCAAAUUGUCAUUGUAAAUAUUAUUAUCAGAAGUAAAUAGUUGCUAAUUUUACGGAAAAUACAGUUGAAAUGUCUGAUAACGAAAAGAAUAUACCAGAGGGAUGGGAGGUACGCACAAGCCGUUCAACGGGUCUUACCUAUUAUUUAAAUGUAUACACUAAAGAAUCCCAAUGGGAUUUGCCUACAGAACCGGCCAAAAAAGAAAUUACCUCUACAGGACCCAGUGAGGUAAGAGCCUCACAUUUGCUAGUCAAACACAAGGGCAGUCGUCGACCCUCCUCAUGGCGUGAAGAGAAUAUAACACGUACCAAAGAUGAAGCUCGUCAAAUAUUGGAAGACUAUCGCAAGCAGAUUGAAAGUGGCGAUGCCACUCUCGAGGAGUUGGCCCAAAAGUUUAGUGAUUGCAGUUCGGCUAAACGAGGAGGCGAUUUGGGCAUGUUUGGACGUGGUCAGAUGCAAAAGCCAUUUGAAGAGGCUGCUUUCAGCUUAAAAGUUGGUCAAUUAUCUAAAAUAGUAGAUACCGAAUCUGGACUGCAUAUUAUUUUACGCACAGAAUAAGUUGCACGCUACACACUAUAAUGCACCACCAACCGCACUUACUAAGAAAAUCAAAAAAAAAAAAAACGCAUUUUAAAAGUAAAGUAAACAUCUUACAACAAAACAAACUUUCUUAACACAAUUUUUAACUACAUUUGAAAAUUGAAAAUACUAUUAUUAAUUAAUUUACUCCUAAAGUUUUGCAUUUUUAAAAUGAAAAUGAUUAUUUAAAAACCAAUUAAAUAAAACUAUUGAUAAAUUGUUUAA